UGAAGGGAUCUUCUAAUGCAGGGACUCAGCUGGUUCUCAGUAUCCGUGCUCCAUUGACAGUUUACCAACACUGCUCAUCAAUGGAAGUCUAUGAAGCUCAUAGUGAAGCACUAUGAAGGAAUGAGUGCGACAGCUGCUGGGGGAAUCCUACUACACUAUCAGGUCACAUGGUACACACACACACUCUAUCCCUCUGAUCCUCCUCCCCUUCACUCCGUCUCUCACUAAUGCUGUGUAGAGUGAGGGAGAGAAAAAGCGGGAGGAGGGGGAGCAGCUGAAGGAGAGAGAGAGAGAGAGAGAGAGAGCAGAGCAAGUGAGAGGAGGAGGAAAAGCAAUGAGGCGGUGUGAGCCCAGAUUACAACCAACCACACACUGAAGGCAGGAGCGUGGAGGGCAGAAAUAAACGGGAUACAAGCUCCUCUGACUUAUUCUCUCCUUCUGUGUCAGUUAAAAAGACAAAGAUUACAAACACAUGUUGUGGUCAGGUAAGGAGGGUGAGAAGAAAAAAGGAAGAGGAAGAAUAGGAGUACUAUAAGAACAAGCGUUUCAGAGGACGGUGCUGUCACAGAGAAGGAGGAGGAGGAGGUGAUGUGUGUGAGCGUGCGGGUUGGCAACACACUAGCGAUACGACACUGAGGUGUGUGUGAAGUGAACCCCCUUCCCCACCUCCCCCACCUGCUCGCCAUCAAAACCCAACAUCAUCUACCAAGAACACAGUCUGAGGUUUCACAAGCCAUGCUACGGACCAGGAGCCAGCCCAAGUCUUGCUGAAUACCAUGGCCCAGGCUAAAGGGCGGAGAGAUGGCAUGGUGUCGUCCAAUGAGAACAGGCGCCGGCCGCUGUCGUCGGGUGAGGUGGAGGGCGUGUCGUGGCAGGGCCCACGGACCAUUUUCCUCCAGAAGAACUCGCAGGGAUUUGGCUUCACUCUGCGCCACUUCAUCGUCUACCCACCAGAGUCUUCCCUCCACAGCCUCAAGGAUGAAGAGAACGGAAAUGCAACUGGAAAAGCAGGUUGUCAGCGCUCUCGUUUGGAGCCAAUGGACACCAUCUUUGUGAAGAGUGUCAAAGAAAAUGGCCCUGCCCAGCAAGCUGGACUGUGCACAGGGGACAGGCUGGUGAAAGUAAACGGGGAGAGCAUUCUGGGGAAAACCUACUCUCAGGUGAUCGCACUCAUCCAAAACAGUGAAAACAUUCUGGAGCUCUCUAUUAUGCCAAAAGAUGAGGAUGUGUUGCAGUUGGUAAGUGCGUACUCCCAGGAUGCCUACCUGAAAGGCAAUGAGCCAUAUUCAGGUGAGGCCCAGAACCUCCCUGAGCCGCCGCCUCUCUGUUACCCUUCCACCAAGCCCAGCUCCACUGCCCCACAGCCCAGCCACAACCUCCAGAGUCCCCUGGACAACUGGCAAUGCCGAUCUGGCCACACCACCUCGCCACUGGACAACCGCCCCCCUGCUGCUUCUACCCCCACCUCCGGCUGGUCCGGGGGUCCUGAGGAGACCAGUGGUCAUUUUGCCCCACCAGGGCGGCACCGUGGCCGCUCCUCGUCGGCCAUCAGUGCGCUGGACUUUCACUUUGCUAACCACAAUGCUGCCAUCGCCUCUGCAACUCUGCCUCCACCACGGAAGAACAGCCUGCCGGCUUCUGCCCGCGCUCACACCGAUGCCCUCUGCCACCAGGCUUUGUCGGACUGGUACUACAGCCAGGCUGAGGCAGCUGAGCACAUGUCUCCCCGCCACCGCAGCAUAUCUCAGGACCGUUUAGCAGAGCUGGGGCUGGGGUUGGCACUUGGCCCUGGACCAGUGCCCGCCUCCACAACCUCUGCAGAGCAACGUAGAAGAGAGACCCUCCUGUACCACCACCAGGCGGCAGCUGCUUCCCAUGAUUCCUAUUGGCUGGGGGGCUGGGGUGGUAUAUCAGGACCAGGAAGCAGGUCGUGCUCAGAGAGCCUGCUGGCAGCCUAUGCAGAGUACGAGCACAACUAUGGGCGUUCUGUAGAAACACUGGCACAAGCCUCUGCACUGGUCCCACCACGCUCCGAACAGUCUUCACAAGGCUCCCAGAUGACAAAAUUCAGUGAGCAGAAAGAGCAGAAAGCCUCAGGAGGACAUCAGCAGCAAACCACAGUCACGGCCCCUAUCGCAACCUCUUCCACAGUGCCUCCAAGUGGCAGGCAGUCAGGUCAGCAGGUAGCUGAACCCCAAACAAGGCGAGUAAAAGAGGAAGAGUUGGUGGGCUACAAAAGCUACAGUCCUUCUUUCUCCCGCAAAGCUGGCCACCUCCUCCAGCAGGCGCAGUCCUUCAGAGAGCCCGGCUACACCGUCCCUCACCUCAACUGGAGCCCCGGCAGCAGAAGCAGCCCUGCCGACAGUGAUGGAGGGAUGGUGCCCCGGCCCCAGUCCACCCCAGCCCUGUCUGCAUCAGAGGAGGAGAGAGUUCGGCUCGGGGAGGACAGGGAGGUCAUCUCCCCUAUCUCCCUGAAUCAAGAGGUGGUCCUGAGGCAGAAACCACCUUCGGGCCGCUGGACCCCUGUUCAGACCCUUCGACAUCCCAACUACACAACACCUGUGGAGUCACCUGAGCCCCCUGGUUUGACUUCUUCACCUGGGACUCCCUCUCCUGUCUCUGGGGGGCCAGGCCCCAACCGCAGGGUCAAUGGUAGCCUGGCACAGCAUGCAUACGACUCCCUGUCCUCUAUUCCCUUCAUAGAUGAACCCACCAGUCCUAGUACUGACCAACAGGCCUGCUAUGUACCAGCCUGCUCUGUGGUGUCCAGUUCCCAGGCCUCCACUAUGGCCACUCUCACUUCCACCUCUGUCUCCCCCACCCUGUCCUCCAUCUCCCCCUUUGUCCGACUUCGUUCUCAGGACUGCAGCAGUAUCAAAGGUCGUCGCUCCUCUUACCUGCUGGCCAUCACCACCGAGAGAUCCAAGUCAUGUGAUGAGGGUCUCAACACCUUCAGGGAAGAAGGCCGUGUUUUCUCCAAACUACCAAAAAGAGUCAAGAGCUUUUUCAUUGAUGGGUCUCUGGAGAGCUUGCGAGCCCAGGAGGACGCCCGUUCCAAGCGCCACUCCACCUCUGAACUGGGAACCAUCACCUUCAGUGAUGUUCGCAAGGAGGGCUGGCUGCACUACAAACAGAUCCUCACAGAGAAGGGAAAGAAAGUCGGUGGUGGCAUGCGGCCGUGGAAACGUGUCUUCUCCGUGCUCCGUUCCCAUUCGCUCUUCCUCUACAAGGACAAGCGAGAGGCCGUCCUUCACGGGGCGGGGGCGGGGUCCAGCCAGGACGAGCAUCCCCCAGUCAGCAUCCGCGGCUGCUUGAUUGACAUUGCCUACAGCGAAACUAAGCGCAAGCAUACCUUGAGGCUGACCACACAGGACUUCUGCGAGUACCUGCUGCAGGCUGAGGACAGGGACGACAUGCUGGCCUGGAUCAGGGUCAUCAGGGAGAACAGCAAGACUGACAAUGAGGAGAUUGGUUUCUCAAGACAAGCUCUCAUCAACAAGAAGCUGAAUGACUACAGAAAACACAGUCUGACAGCUAAUAAGCCGGAUUCUUCUCCCAGAGCUCACCGCAUGAUGCCUCCCUUCCUCUUGGCUAAGACUGACAACACCUCAGUGAACCGAUCAUCUAGAACUGAUGACAACAAGGCGCUGUGGGGCAUCAAUAUCAUGAAGAAGACCAAGAAGACAGGCAGUCCCAAGGCUUUUGGUGUGCGACUAGAGGACUGUCAGCCUGCUGUCAACCAUAAAUUUGUCCCUCUGAUCGUGGAGAUGUGCUGCGGUGUGGUGGAAGACACGGGUCUGGAGUACACUGGCAUCUACCGGGUGCCAGGGAACAACGCUAUGGUGUCCAACCUGCAGGAGCAUCUCAACAAGGGCAUGGACAUCAACACUGCUGAGGAGAGAUGGCAGGACCUGAACGUAAUCAGCAGCCUGCUCAAAUCGUUCUUCCGAAAACUGCCUGAACCACUGUUUACUGAUGACAAAUACAAUGAUUUCAUUGAUGCCAACCGGAUAGAAGACGCAGAGGACCGACUAAAGACCAUGAAGAAACUGAUUCAUGACCUCCCAGACUAUUAUUACCACACUCUUAAGUUCUUGGUGGGCCACCUGAGGAAGGUGGCAGAUCACUCUGAAAAGAAUAAGAUGGAGCCAAGAAACCUGGCUCUGGUGUUUGGUCCCACUCUGGUGAGGACGUCAGAGGACAAUAUGACCGACAUGGUCACCCACAUGCCUGACCGCUACAAGAUAGUAGAGACACUUAUCCUGCACUAUGACUGGUUCUUCAGUGAAGGAGAGCUUGACAAGGAAGAGAAGACCCCAGAUGAUAAGCGGGACAUGCAGCCUGUGCCCAAUAUUGACCAUCUACUGUCCAACAUCGGCAGGCCGGGUAUGCCAGGAGAGGCAUCAGAUUCCACCACCAGCGAUUCACUUAAGUCAAAGCUUUCUUCAGCCUCCAAGAAAGACCUGAAUGCCAGGGACUUCCUGUCCAAGUCCAUCAUCUCUGCUGUGACCCGCAAACGUAAAAAAUGCCCCAGUACCCACCAGCCAGGCAGCAGUGCUGACGAGGACUCCGAGCAUGAACCAGUCAAAGCCAGCAACUACGGGGGAGGAGAAGGGGGAGGAGAGGAAGAGGACAGAGGAGAGGAAGAGGCAGUCAAGGAGGAAUAUACCAUUCCUAAGAAAGAAAAAAUGGAUGAAAAGGGAAAUGGGGUAAAAGUUCAAGAGACUACAGAGGGAAAGGAAGAUGGGGGAGAGGAAGCUGAAAAGGAUGUGGGUAAUGGACCAGGCAAUGAUGCCAAGAAUCCUCAAAGGGAGAGCAAGUCAAGAGCUGCACCACAACUUCGUCCAAACAGCUUCCUCUAUUCACACCAUCAGACCCACACCACAUGCCCACGACCCCAACCCGUGACCAGCCCUCCUCCACACCCAAGGCCUCACAAUCUGGCUAGAGGACGCCCAACAGCCCCUUUCUGGAUCUCCCCCACCAGGCUUCCCAACCUCUACCAGGCCUCCAGGCUUCAUGGGGGCCAGCAGCCGGAUUGGAACCAACCAGCGCCAGUCCGCUACAGGAAGACCAGAGGUGGGAGGACGAGGGCUAUGUCCAUGAAUCUGGACCUUGAGCUGGGCAGGAGUGAGGACAAAGUGAGAGGCUGGAGAGCGGAGAGGGUUGAGGUAAUCAGAGUCAUUGAGGGAGCACCAGGUCAGCAUGGAAGUGUUGGGGUUCCUCAAGGAUCAGUUAUAGGUCCUGGUUCAGUUCGACAAAUUGAUCCACUCCCUCAUCUCGCCCAGGAGGCCCCCCCUCUCUCCUCCUCUUCCUCGGGAUGGAUAGAUCAAAGCUCCCCGGGAUCUUCAACUGUUGUUCUGAGGAGAUCUGGCCUGGACCCGCGGGACAAGACAAGAGCCUGGCGUCGUCACACAGUGGUGGUUUAACUGUUUCAUCUACUAAUGCAGUACAAAGCACUUCUUGCCCUUUACUCACAAACACUGGACCACCUGCGUCACUGCUUCUAAAGCCAAGUGUCUAUCACGUGACCAGGGGAUCUCAGUUGUCUCAAGACUCUUUCCCCUCGGCUUUUUAUUGGCACUGUAAUUGGAGACUGCGGUUGUAGAGUUUCAUUCCCAAAUUAGAUAACUACCAUUUGAAAAAUGUGAAACUCACUCCGCAAAGAACACACUGCCUGUUGCUAUUCACCUACUAUUGAAACUAUUCAACUUAGACUCUUUUACUUACAAAAUAACUGUAGAUGUAAUUAUACAUGUUCUUAUAUAUUGUGCAAUGAACAUUAGGGUUGAAUAUCAGGAACUGAGCUCAUAUUUUCCAUGAAUUCCCAUACUGAAACAAGAAACCUUUCAGGACCUGAUCAGAGCUUCCACACAGCUGUCGUAGAUAUAGUCUCACCUUGAAUUUCAGCUAUUAAGGCGUGGCAACAUUAGAAACUGGCAUUUUGUUUGCAAGUCCUUGUGAAAAGGGUGGUGUUAGAAGUUUGGUUACAUAGUGUGUACUUGCCAGGGCUAGUUGGUGAACUACUGUAGCUGGAAAGCUAACUGCUAACACACUAACAAGCCAGGAACAUGCUAGCACUAAUCAGUCACAAUAGCACUAAUCAGUCACAAUAGCUCUGUCACUGCCCGAUUUGCGUCGCUGCCCGAUCUGCAUCUGGCAGUGACAUAUGCGAUCGGGUCCGCCGUCUUGGACAGCUUAUGUAUGGCAACACCACUUGGACAAACCACAUUAGAGUUGAGUUAAACAGAAAGAAGAAUGAAGAGGAAAGUGACCUAACAACUGAAUUAAUGGAGCAGCUGCUGGAAUUAUUAUAUAUAAUUUAUGGCAAGAAAUCCUGAGAAAAGGGUAACAUUUUCCCAUGAAGUAACCAUUUAAAAUGGCAGGAAAAUCUUCAACCCUAAUUACCAUCUGUUAAAGCCUCCAUGUGAUUAUAGCAUCUUAUUAUCAGCAAAUUAUUCUGAUAAAGUUGUUGUUUUGGAAAAAUUGAAACAAUCCCACUAAAAACAGUUGCAGCUGCGUUACAUUGUCAUUCUCAAUACUACAACUAAGUGGUGCCAAAGAAAGGCAUUUUCAAAGCCUAAACAUGGUGUCAUUAACACAUAUUUCUAAAACACUGCUUUGGAAUGAAACCCUUCAAUUGUUAAAUAAAAUUGAUGAGUGAUAAUAAUGAAGGAGUAAAAAAAAGAGAGGAAGCCAUAUUAGACAUGUGAUAUUCUACUCCAGAGCUGCCGCUGCUCCAGCUAACCCUCACCAGCAAAGACUUACGCAAAAUGUUGACUGUGCUGUACACAUACUGGUGUCCUUCACUACUGGUUCUCAUGAAUGAUGUCCCUGACAAUACCCAUGUGGGUAGAUAUCAAUGCAGCUUGAGUACAGCACAGUACACUAAUGCAGAGAAAACCCACUUCAGUUUACUUCUCAGCCCUUUACAAGCUCUUCCAAAGCGUCCUGUGGAUCUGCAGGGAACUUCACUGAUCCGUGGGAGCAAAACAAACUCACUUUCUCUCUGGAUGAUGUGACUUGGGCAUUAUGCCAAAGCUUCCUGUGGCAUAAAAAUGCAUGCAUGCGGUCAGUGACAUAAAAAUAUGCAAACCCUAAGUGUUCAACACAAGCCUAUUGUACUUCCCUGUGUGUGUGUGUGUGUGUGUGUGUGUGUGUGUGUUUUGGGGGAGAGGGCCAGAGUUUGGAGGAUACUGUUACGUCAGAGGAGCAAAGUGUUAAAGGCAGCUAUGUGAAGUCAUGCCAAAAUUAUUUUUUUUCUAUUUAGGUAAUUGUAUAAUAUCAGUAGUGGAGACAUGGUGAGCCAAGAGAUGGAAAAGGACUAAGCACUUAGUGCAACAGCAAGGCUCCAGUUCACACAUUAUCAGUGUUACACAGAGAGCGUUGUCAUGGCGGCAAUUGAAAGUGAGCAAAUAACCUCAAAUCCAAAACCAGAGUCUUACCUGAGUGAUAUUUUUGCAUUUCUUCCUUUUCACAUUUUCACAGUAUUUUUUCACUCCCUUCUCAUGCUGAUGGAACAUUAGUUUGUAAAGCAGAGUCUGAAAAAUACAUAAUGGAGAUGAACCAAAUCGUACUGCCAACCACUGUCGUCCAACCAGACUCCAUGUUUAUCUUAAUCAUAUCUAGUCUCAGUCUGUCCUUCUCUCUAUCUGUGCCCUUGUGCAUGUACUUUAUGUACGUGGGUGACUGUGCGUGGACCAAUUUUGUAACAGUUGUACAAAGCCUUGUUAAGUUAA
Molecule: messenger RNA, 7739 nt
Organism: Thunnus maccoyii (southern bluefin tuna)
Lineage: Eukaryota; Metazoa; Chordata; Actinopteri; Scombriformes; Scombridae
Product: rho GTPase-activating protein 23-like
Exons: 25
Coding region: 777-5429 (1550 amino acids)
Biological process (GO): signal transduction
Molecular function (GO): protein binding
Source: RefSeq, a predicted model, not a curated record